Messenger RNA from Agrilus planipennis (emerald ash borer), 4399 nucleotides. It is a transcript of the gene Toll-7, whose product is annotated as toll-like receptor 7. Gene Ontology annotation, biological process: signal transduction. Gene Ontology annotation, cellular component: extracellular matrix. Lineage: Eukaryota; Metazoa; Arthropoda; Insecta; Coleoptera; Buprestidae. The record is from RefSeq and is a predicted model, not a curated record. Bases 256 to 4203 code for a protein of 1315 amino acids. Gene Ontology annotation, molecular function: protein binding. The transcript has a single exon.
UUAGUUUUGUGCCGUGUUCGAGUCGAUUGUGAUCGUGAAAGUCGACUCGGUCCUCUCUCGCGCGGCAGUAGCAGAAAGUUUCAGUUGUUCGACAGAUGUUAGCCGAAACAGUCGUGACAUCCGAAUACGAAAAGAAUCACUGAAUAUGUGCAAAGUUAAGUUGUUACUGAAAGUUUAACGGCGGUAGUACCCGUUUGCGGUAUGAAGUUUUUGAAAGUUGGAUACUUCAGAUUCCCGUAACAACAAUUUCCCAACAUGUGGAUUCAAUUAUUGGGAAGUGUCCUGUUUAUGGUGUUCACUUUGGCAAAAGGAAAACCGGAAGGUCUGGAACAGUGUACGUGGUCAGCCGAUAACAAAGACUCUUCGCCUGGUAAAAUUGUGGUCACUUGUAAAUUUCGAACUCUCGACGGAAGUGGAACAAAUUUAAGUGCGCUUCCAGUGGAAGGAACCACGAAGUUGCGGCUGCAGUGCAGCGAUGUGCUCUUCUUCGACAGCGAGCUUCCGUCACAAGGACUGCAACGAUUACAUGAACUUCAAGAUCUUCAAAUAUCCCGCUGCAAGUUGCUCACAGUUGAACCCAGUUCGCUGGAAAACUUGCAGAAUCUCCGUAAACUUGUUGUAAACACUUUCAACGCGGAAUGGAGCAACUCGAAAUCAUUGGAACUUCAUGGAAAAAGCUUUGUCGGUUUGAAGGAGCUGCAAAUUUUGGAUUUGGGAUACAAUAACAUCCGAAAUAUUCCGGAAGAAGUGUUUUGUUCUUUGCCCAGCUUGCACAAUCUCAACUUGACCCGGAAUCGGAUCAGAAGUGCGGAAAGGCUCGGUUUCGGUGGUGAAUUCUCGUCAAAAACGGACUGCAGCAACAGUGACCUGCAAAUAUUAGACUUGUCAUACAAUGAAAUUAGUUCGUUACCGGAAGGGUCUGGAUUUUCGCGUUUACGUCGUCUCCAAACACUCGAUCUAAAAUUUAACAAUAUCAGUGAAGUCUCCGGGGAAGCCCUCAACGGUCUGGUAUCCCUUCGCGUACUCAACCUAGCGAACAACAGAAUUGGAUCUCUACCUCAGGGACUAUUUGCCGGCUCGAGAGAAUUGCGCGAAGUACAUCUCCAGAACAAUUCGUUAUUUUCUCUUGCUAAAGGUCUUUUUCACCGUUUGGAGCAGCUGCUUGUUCUCGAUUUAUCGGGAAACCAGUUGACCAGCAGCCAUAUUGAUGCUGGUACAUUUAUCGGCCUGAUACGGCUAAUAGUUCUCAAUUUAUCGCACAAUGCCCUAACCCGGAUCGAUGGCCGCACAUUCAAGGACCUAUUCUUCCUCCAGAUUCUCGAUCUAAAGAACAAUUCGAUAGGAUUCAUCGAAGACAACGCGUUCCUACCUCUCUACAACCUGCACACUCUCAAUCUGGCUGAAAACCGCUUGAAUACAAUCGGUCCGCUUCUAUUCAAUGGGCUAUUUGUUUUGAGUAAAUUGACACUUAACAACAAUCUCAUUCUAAACAUCGAUCCCCAAGCAUUCCGAAAUUGCUCCGACCUGAAAGAGCUCGACUUGAGUUCCAAUGCACUCGAAGAAGUUCCUGAAGCUAUACAAGAACUGUCUUUCUUGAAAACGUUGGACUUGGGUGAAAAUCAAAUAAGCGAUUUUCACAACGGUUCCUUUAAAAAUUUAAAUCAGCUGACUGGGUUACGACUGAUCGAUAACAACAUCGGGAAUCUAACGAAAGGAAUGUUGUGGGAUUUGCCUAGUUUGCAAGUGUUGAAUUUAGCAAAAAACAAGGUGCAGAGCAUCGAACGUGGUACAUUCGACCGCAACACACAAAUCGAAGCCAUUCGCCUCGACGAAAAUUAUCUGUUCGACAUAAACGGCGUGUUCGCAACGCUGGCGAGCCUCUUGUGGUUGAAUCUUUCGAAAAACCACAUCGUAUGGUUCGAUUACGCUUUUAUUCCGAGCAAUUUGAAGUGGUUAGAUAUUCAUGGGAACUUCAUCGAACACCUCGCCAACUAUUACAAAAUUCAAAAAGAGAUACGCGUCAAAACCUUGGACGCAAGUCACAACCGGAUAACCGACAUCUCGUCCAUGUCCAUACCGAACAGCAUUGAACUAUUAUUUAUCAAUAACAAUUUUAUAAAAUCCGUACAUCCAAACACGUUCCUAGAAAAGACGAAUUUAGUGAGAGUCGACAUGUACGCCAAUUUCUUGGUAAACUUGGACUUGAACGCCCUGAGGUUAUCGCCGGUGUCUUCUAACCGAACUCUACCAGAAAUCUACAUCGGCGGCAACCCUUUCUAUUGCGAUUGCUCAAUGGAAUGGUUACAACUUAUCAACAACAUGUCGAAUACGAGACAAUACCCUCGCGUGAUGGAUUUAGAAAACAUAAUGUGCAGCAUGACAUAUUCCAGAGGAAUGACUCAAAUGCCACUACUGACGGCGAAAACUAGUGACUUUCUAUGUUCGUACGAAACGCAUUGCUUCACACUCUGCAACUGUUGUGACUACGACGCAUGUGAUUGCGAGAUGACAUGUCCGCAGAACUGUUCCUGUUAUCACGAUCAAACGUGGAAUACGAACAUCGUGGACUGUUCCAAUCUCAAAACCAACAAAAUACCGCAACGCAUUCCCAUGGACGCAACCGAGGUCUAUCUGGACGGCAACAAUCUCACAGAAUUGCAAGAUCAUGUGUUCAUCGGUCGGAAAAAUAUGAGAGUGCUCUUCGUGAAUAACAGUGGCAUCGAGUCGAUCCAGAACAGAACCUUUAACGGGCUUAACGCAUUACGAAUCCUACACCUGGAAGAGAACAACUUACGCGAGUUGAAAGGUUACGAGUUCGAAAGUUUGUCGCAGAUGAAGGAACUUUACCUACAAAAUAACAUGAUCACGAACGUAGGAAAUAUGACGUUCGCGUCACUUACUUCCCUGGAAAUUCUGCGUUUAGAUGGCAACAAGUUGGUUACGUUUCCGGUAUGGCAACUCGGUAUGAACAAGCGACUCGCAGAGGUCACACUCGGCGGUAAUACGUGGUCGUGUCGGUGUAAAUUUCUGCAAGAAUUCUCUUUGUGGGUAAACGAUAACGUGGCCAUUGUAAGAGACGUUAUGGACAUCACGUGUUUAAACGUUGACUCUAGUCCACCGCAAGUGCGCGAAAUUAAACUGAACAGCACCGUGUGUAGCGAUUAUUAUGCCGUAGGUUCGGUAAUUGAUAGCAUGUUCGUAUCGGACUAUUUGCCGAUGGCCGUUGUGUCGUUGUGCGUGGUGCUCCUGAUCCUUUUGGGGCUGAUAUUGUGGUUCUCGUUCCGCGAUUCGGCACGGGUGUGGUUGUACUCGCGCUACGGCGUCCGUUUGUGCAGCUUCCGGGCAACGGCCGCAAAACAGUGCGAGGACAGAGACAAACUCUACGAUUGUUUCGUGUGUUACAGUCCGAAAGACGAAGAAUGGGUGGUGCAGUCGCUCGCGGCGGAACUGGAGCCGACGUUUCAGCUUUGUCUGCACUACAGAGACGUUCCUCAUGCCGCGUAUGUGCAACACGCCGCGCCCGCCGUACUGGAAGCGGCCGAAGCCAGCCGCAGGGUGAUAUUAGUGCUAACUCGCAAUUUCUUGCAGACCGAGUGGUCGCGUUACGAACUGAGGCAAGCUUUACACGAAGCCCUCAAGGGCCGAGUGUUCAAGCUCAUCAUUUUAGAAGAAGGCCCGAUACCAGAAGCCGAACUGGACCUCGAAUUACGACCGUAUCUGAAAACCGGACAUCGGAUCCGAUGGAACGAUAAGCGAUUUUUCGAGAAACUAAGGUACGCUCUGCCGUCAGUCGAGCCGCGUAGUAAAAUUAAUGCCAAUUAUCGACGUAACAUAAAUAAUUAUACGAUCGACUCGCGCGUAGUAGCCAACGGCACGCACCAUCAUACGUAUCCAGAGAAAAUAAAAAAUCCCGCUCCCCCUUCGCCCGGUCUCCAGAUGUUCCCACCGCCGGCGUACAGUGCCGGAAUCGCCCAGGAAGUUGACGACGCGAAUUAUUCUUCGGCUACCACGGCAACGCCAUCUCCUAAGCCGAAUCGCAGGAUGCAAGAGCCCAGGCCCCUGUCCGAUCACAUCUAUUCCAGUAUAGAUUCAGAUUAUAGUACUCUAGAAAGGGGCGGUUCCGGCCGAAGGGGACCUCCGUGGAGGCCUAAGGUCAUGAUGCACCAUGCCGGAGGAGGCAGCGGGCAAGCUUACCUCGUGUGAUAUAACUGACUGAUUAGUCGUAACUAAGACUUUUAUUAAUAAUAAUUAUAAUUACUAUAAUUAUCAUGAUGAUAAUAUUAAAUUAAAGAACAAAAAAAGAAAGUAAAGGCUUUUCGAAUUUUCGUGUAACUUCGAUUUGUAUAUUUCCUGUAAAUAGUCGUAUUUAUUUUAAUGAUUCAUUUUGUAUUAUUUGUGU